AUGCUCGUCUCUUUUUAUCCUUUCUCUUUUUCUUUCUCCUUUUUGUUUUACUUUAACUUUCACCCUUUUCUUCUUCAUCCUUCCUCUCCUUUUUAUUCGUAUUCCUUUCUCUCCUUUUUUACUCCUUUUCCAUUACUUUUCCGCCUUCUCUUUUAUAUGUUCCCUUAUUCCUUUACAUUUUUUAAAAUAGUUUUCUUAAUUCAAUUCUUCUCUUCAUUUUCUGUAUUUUUCUUUUCUCGUUUUCUUCCCCUUAUUUUCAUUUUCUACUUUAUCCGCUUUCGUUUAUUUUCUAUUUUCUAUUUUUGCCUCUUCCUGUGUCCUCUUUUUCCUUUAAUUUUACUUUUAAUUUUCAACGUUCUUUUUCACCCUUUUCUUUUUACUUUUCCGCAUCUUUCCCUUUCGUUUCUCUUUUCCUUCUCUUUCUUUUUCAAUACUUUUCCUACUCUGUUCAUUUCUUUUUUUUUUAAUAUCUUCAUUUCCCACCUUUUUUUUUUUUAUCCAUUUUCGUUUUCUGUUUUCUUCAUUUUCUAUUCUAUUUUACCAUUUAUCUUUUCUUUCUACUCUUUUGUUUUUUUCUUCUUUCUGUUCAUUUUCUGUUUCUAUUUUUAUUUUCUUCACUUUUCCUUCUUUAUCUUUAUUUUAUGUUCCCUCUCUCGUUAUGUUUUCCUUUUCUUUCUUCAUUCUUUUUAUCUUCCUUUUCUUUCAAUUAUUUAUACAUCUUCUCUUUUUCUUCCUUUUUUCUUCCUUUCCUUCUUUUUUCUUCUCCUUCAUAAUAUUUCUUCUUUUCUUACCUUUUUUCUUUUUUUUUUCGUUUUCUGCCCCUCUUCCUUCCCAUUUUCAUUUCUUUCCGCCUUUAUUAUCCUUUUCUUUUUGUUUUUUCUUUCAUCCUUUAUUUCAUUAAUAUUCGUCUUUUUUCAUUCAUAUUCCUUCCCUAUUUCUCAGUACAGCAAUACAUUCUUUUUCUUUCUUUGCCAAUGUUCUUAUUUUCUUUACUACUUCUAUUUUUUAUUGCCAGUUUCUCUUGUUUUUUUCUUUCACCCCUUAUUCACUGCUGUUGUUCUUUCGUUUUCAUUCAUUUUCAUUCAUUUUCAUUCCCUAUUUCUCAAUAUAGUAAUUCUAUCUUUCUUCCUUCCUUUCUUUUUCUUUCAUUUUACUUAUCAUUGCAUCACCUUAUCUGAAGACAAUAUUCCUGUCUCUUUCUUUCUUUCUUUAGUUCGUUUCAUUGUAUUUUUCUUUGUCUAUUACUUUUCAUUUUUUUUCCUUUUUAUUUUUUUUUCAUCUCACUAUAUAGUCUUUCUUUCAUUCUUUUCUUCUGAUUAUUGUAAGUUGGUCGUUUCUUUCUUUUUUCCCCCCUUUAACAACUACAACCUUCUUUUUUUCUUACUUUUCCUUCUUUGUUUCUUACCCCUCUGUCCCAUCCAUUGUCACUUACAUCAUCAUUUUUUUCUCACACUUACUCUCUUGAAUUCUUUAGUCUCUUUUUCUUAUCCUUAUUUAGAUUUAUUCGUACUAAAAUAUUCUUUCUAUGUGUCUUACUACCCUCUUGUACUCCACUCAACACUCUCUACUUUUUUCUUGCUUUUUCUUUCUUUCGUAUAUGUUUCCCGCCAUUUCCCAUCUAACAGUCUAUCUCUUGCAAGCAUCAUACGCCAUCACCACCACUACCACGUCUUACCCCUGUCUUUAUCUUUCACACCAUCUUUUUUUCCCGUCAUAACCCAACCGGCACUCCCCCCCCACCUACAACCAGCCGCUUGCUUACGUUUUUCCUCCUCCUUUCAUUGCACUGCGAAUUCGCCUCAUCCCACUCUCUAUGUUUCCCGCGCUAACGUAUGCACGCGCGUUCGCGCAGCCAGACUGAGACAUGCGCAAACCUAUGGCACGCACACACGCAUGCGUAGUCGCUUUCUAACCAUUUUCAUUUGCCGACUUUGUUUCUUUAUUAAUUUCCUUCUUUCUCUUCCUCAACGCAAUAUGGAGUUUUUAACUUUCGAUCCUUUGUCUUCCAACCGCCUUUCUUUCUUUCUUUCUAUCUUUCUUUCUUUCUUUCUUUCUUUCUUUCUUUACUCUCUGUCUGCCUAUACCUGUGUCUGUCGAUAUAGCAUAGGUAAAUAUUCAUGUACAGAUAUUUUCUCCUUUGUUCACUCUGAACGGAUUGCUUGUUUAUUUCUCAGUGCAUUUCUCCUUUUUUCUUUCUCAAUUAUUCUUUGUUUUGCCCGUUUAUUCAUUCCAUGCUUCAUUCAUUCAUUCUUUUCAUUCAUUCUUUCAUUCUUUCAUUCAUUCUUUCUUUCUUUUUUACACGUUUUCACUUUUCUACCUUCUUUUUUUCGCCGUCUUUUUCCAUUUUGUUCUAAAUUUCUUGUUUUGUUCCAUUCUUCAUUCACCCACCUUUUUUUUUUCUUUUCUUCUUAUUACCUUUCCACUUUUACCUUCUUUUUGCACCUUCCAUUUCCCUUUCAUCCUAUUUUACUUCCUUCUCCAUUUAUCAACUCUCUUUCUUUCUUUCUUUCUUUUUCUAUCUAUCUUUCUUUCUUUCUUUUUUCUUUCUUUUUUCUUUCUUUUUUCUUUCUAUCUUUCUUUCUUUUUUCUUUCUAUCUUUCUUUCUUUUUUCUUUCUUUCUUUUUUAUACCCUUUAACUUUUCUACCUUCUUUUUGCCGCCUUUUCUCGUUUUUGUUAUAUAUUUCUUGUUCUCUUCUUUCACCCACUUCCUUUCUUUUUUCUUCCUAUUUUCAUUCCACGCAUUAUUCUUUCUUUCUAAAUUUAUUUUCGUCUCUAUCAUUCAUCUCAAUUUCUACAAAUUUCAUUCGAAACCAUACUCAUUCACUCCACUUCUUCUCUUUCUAACCUUUCUCACUUUCUCCUCCUACUACUUCUAA
This is a messenger RNA of Acanthosepion pharaonis, 2877 nucleotides long. Lineage: Eukaryota; Metazoa; Mollusca; Cephalopoda; Sepiida; Sepiidae. The record is from the annotation of a GenBank genome assembly.